UCUUCAACCAGGGCCAGGGGACCAGGAAUCCUAGAGCCUUUCCUUUUUUGUGAAGGGGCUUUUUAAUUCUGUGUUCCCUUCCCUUCCCAUCAUCCAUAUCCAAUUCCUCCUCCUCUUCCUUUGCUUUUCGGAUUUCAUUCUCCAACAAAAUACUGAUCCUUCCAAUUCCUUCCUCUUUUCACAAAUCAUCAACGAUUGAAGCUAAGGAUUUGAUUCAUUGAAAGGGAGAAAUGGCGGAAGAGCACCGACAACAGGCACCGAAACUAUGCGCCAACAACUGCGGCUUCUUUGGGAACCCAGCGACGGAAAACCUCUGUUCUAAAUGCUGUCGCGAUAUCCAGCUAAAGGAGCAACAAUCUUCCAACGCCAAGCUCGCCUUUAAUCAAACCUUCGUCUCCGCUUCAACCUCAACAUCGCCUGCCUCCGAACCAGCCGUUGAUCCGCCUCAAGUUGCUGUGAACCAGACGGUGUCGGUGGUGGUGAAGGAGAAUGGGGCGGCUGCGACGAAGCGGGCGAACCGAUGCACAACGUGCCGGCGGCGGGUGGGACUGACGGGGUUCAAGUGCAGGUGCGAGAUGGUCUUCUGUGGGACCCACAGGUACCCGGAGCAGCACGCCUGCGACUUCGACUUCAAGGGCAUGGGACGGGAACAGAUUGCACAAGCGAAUCCCCUAAUCAAGGCCGAGAAGCUUGAAAAGAUAUGAUAAAUUGGUAAUGUGUGCUUGAUCUGAAAUUAAAGAGAGCUCGUGUUUCUUUCUGAAUUGUGUAUUAAAGUGAAGUCAAUUCGAUGGGAAGGCCCGUCCGUCCGUCCGGCCGAUAGUGCGGCCUUCAGGAGGUAGGUUGGGGGUUUGGUGGGUGUAUUGUUAAAUUUGUUAUGUAAUGUAAUGAAUUCUAUGGUAUUCAAUGUCGAUGGUUUCAAUUAUGUUUUAUCAUAUUUGAUUAUAUUAUUAUUAUGGUAGUAUAAUUUUA
Molecule: messenger RNA, 969 nt
Organism: Tripterygium wilfordii
Lineage: Eukaryota; Viridiplantae; Streptophyta; Magnoliopsida; Celastrales; Celastraceae
Product: zinc finger A20 and AN1 domain-containing stress-associated protein 3-like
Exons: 2
Coding region: 231-704 (157 amino acids)
Molecular function (GO): zinc ion binding; DNA binding
Source: RefSeq, a predicted model, not a curated record